AUGUCCCUGAUUCCCUCCAUGUUCGGCAGAAGAAGAACCGACGCACCCCUUCAACGAACCUGGGAGCCCUACCACGCCCAAGAGCACCACUCCAUGGGCCUGGCCCAGCCCAACCCACCGCCACCCUUGAUGGCCUUCCCCGCCGAGUCCUCGCCGAUGCUGGACGCUCAAAUAGAGUUGAAGGAGACCCCGGAGGCGCACGUGUACAAGGCGCACCUUCCAGGGUACAAGCGCAACGACGUGCGCGUGGAGGUGAACGAUGACAGGGUCCUCUGCAUCGUGUGCGGUAAGAGCGUGGAGAAGGAGCAGCAGCGAGGAGGGUGGCACUGCGUGGAAUUCUCGAGCGGCCACUUCGUUCAGCGCCUCACUCUCCCCGAAAACUCCCUUGUCGAUCACGUCAAGGCCUUCAUGGAAAACGGAGUUCUCACCAUCACCGUUCCCAAACACAACAAAGGGUCCCAGAGUCGCGUCAGAAACAUCAACAUUUCUUCUCGUUCCUGA
Sphenostylis stenocarpa is the source of this 501-nucleotide messenger RNA. Lineage: Eukaryota; Viridiplantae; Streptophyta; Magnoliopsida; Fabales; Fabaceae. The record is from the annotation of a GenBank genome assembly.